AUGGCGGACUACAGACUUCCCAGCGACCAACCUUACAACUGUACGGAGAUCUAUGCCUGUCAACCAACACAACACAUUCGUUUGAAUCUGCACAAAAAGAACAUUAUCGUCCUUCUAAAUAACGUGCUCAAUGGACUGUCCGAAGUUACUUACCUUGAUCUGUCCGGAAAUAGCAUACAAGUGCUACCCCAUAACGUGUUCAAUGGACUGUCUAAAGUUACUGAACUCUAUCUGUCCGGAAAUAACAUACACAUCCUCCCUCAUAAUGUGUUCAAUGGACUGUCUAAACUUACCGUUCUCUCUCUGUCCAACAAUAGCAUACAAGUUCUCCCUCAUAACGUGUUCAAUGGACUGUCUAAACUUAACCAUCUCCGUCUGUCCAAAAAUAGCAUUCAAGUGCUCCACCAUAACGUGUUCAAUAGACUGUCUAAACUUACAGACCUUCAUCUGUUCGAAAAUAACAUACAGGUGCUACCCCAUAACGUGUUCAAUGGACUGUCUAAACUUACCGCUUUCUCUCUGUCCAACAAUAACAUACAAGUGCUACCCCAUAACGUGUUCAAUGGACUGUCUAAACUUAACUAUCUCCGUCUGUCUAAAAAUAGCAUACAAGUUCUCCCUCAUAGCGUGUUCAAUAGACUGUCUCAACUUAAGAACCUUGAUCUGUCCGAAAAUAACAUACAAGUGCUACCCCAUAACGUGUUCAAUGGACUGUCUAAACUUCCCGCUCUCUCUGUGUCCAACAAUAACAUACAAGUACUACCCCAUAACGUGUUCAAUGGACUGUCUAAACUUAACUAUCUCCUUCUGUCUAAAAAUAGCAUACAAGUUCUCCCUCAUAGCGUGUUCAAUAGACUGUCUCAACUUACGGACCUUGAUCUGUCCGAAAAUAACAUUCAAGUGCUACCCCAUAACGUGUUCAAUAGACUGGCUAAAGUUUGGAAGCUUGAUCUGUCUAAAAAUAGCAUUCAAGUGCUCCCCCAUAACGUGUUCAAUGGACUAUCUAAACUUAACUAUCUCCGUCUGUCUAAAAAUAGCAUUCAAGUGCUCCCCCAUAACGUGUUCAAUGGACUAUCUAAACUUAACUAUCUCCUUCUGUCUAAAAAUAGCAUUCAAGUGCUCCCCCAUAACGUGUUCAAUAGACUGUCUAAACUUACGAGCCUUGAUCUGUCCGAAAACAACAUACAAGUGAUCCCCUAUGACUUGUUCAGUGGUCUGCCAAAACUUUGGAACCUUGAUCUGUCCGAAAAUAACAUUCAAGUGCUCCCCCAUAACGUGUUUAAUAGACUCUCUAAACUUAUCUAUCUCUUUCUGGAUAAAAAUAACAUACAAGUACUCCCCCAUAACGUGUUCAAUGGACUGUCUAAAGUUACUGACCUCGAUCUGUCCAAAAAUAACAUACAAGUGCUCCCUCAUAACGUGUUCAAUGGACUGUCUCAACUUUCGAGUCUCUAUCUGUCCAAAAAUAGCAUUCAAGUGCUCACUCAUAACGUGUUCAAUGGAUUGUCUGAAGUUAACCGUCUCUGUCUGGCCGAAAAUAAGAUACAUGUACUCCCUCAUGACGUGUUUAAUGAACUGUCUGAACUUAUUGAACUUGAUCUGUCCGAAAAUAGUAUACAAGUGCUCCCUCAUAACGUGUUCAAUGGAGUGUAUUCAGGUAAGUACCUCAAUCUAUCUACAAAUACAAAUAUUAUUUUACUACAUAUGCAUAUCUAUGAACUCAUGUAUCUACCAUUCAAUGCUUUCUCUGAAAUUGUUGCAGAUGAUCAACAAUAUCUACACUCUAAUGAAUCAAGAGUCCCACCUGCUGCCGGACCAUCUAAGAUGUUUCAUCUAGAUUUGUCAAACAAUAAACUGACUUAUUUACCACGAUUACCAAGGAAUCUAUAUCGUUUAGAUAUCAUGGGUAAUCAUUUAAAAGUCUCAGAACAUAUGUUUGAGGGUUUAAAUAACUUACAUAGGUUAUACACCGAUGUUCCCUUCAUGUGUUGUGUUAAGCCAAGGUCAGUUGAAGACUGUUCGGAUAAACAAAAACCAGAAUGGGAAUGUCUGCUGCAACCUGAACGAUGUAAAUCAAAAGGUGAUGCGAUAUCCUCCUGUUUUGCCUUGAUUGGUUCGACAGUAUUAAGAGUUUGCCUUUGGAUAAUUGGAAUCUGUGCUUUAAUUGGUAACAUGGCCGUCAUAAUAUACAGACUGUUCAUCGACAUAGAUAAUAUUACAAAAAGUUACUCGCUCUUCACUCUGAAUUUAGCUGUUUCGGAUAUACUUAUGGGCAUCUACCUACUGAUAGGUGUUAUGGAUGCAUAUUAUGAAGGUGUGUAUGCAUGGAUGACCAGAAAAUGGAGAAACAGUAUUUUAUGUACAACAGCAGGUAUAUUAUCUAGUAUAUCCAGUGAGAUGUCGACGUUCAUCAUUCUCGUGGUGAUGGUAGACAGACUUAUUGUCAUCAUCUUCCCUCUGUCCCGUUUCUCCAAAAGGUCCAUCACAUGGAAACAUGCUGUAUUUGUCUCGCUGACAUUAUGGAUUGUUGCUGUCACACUUGCCAUCAUCCCUGUUGUUACUCUGCAGUCCUACUUCAAAGGAGAAUUCUAUUCUCAAUCAAGCGUUUGUCUGGCCUUGCCCCUUCAAGGAGAUACACGUCCAGGGACUGGAUAUUCCUUCGCGGUAUUUGUCUGCCUCAACAGCUUCGUAUUCUUUACUAUUGUAGUAUGUCAAAUUUGUAUUUGCAAAAGUUUGAGGAGAUCUGGUCGCCGCAUUUCUUCUUCACAGAAUCGCCAAAGUGAGAUCACUGUAGCAACGACCCUGUUCUUCGUGGUGGCGACAGACUUUUGUUGCUGGUUUCCUAUUGGUGUCAUGGGUGUCGUAUCACGAUGUGGAAAUGAAAUACCAGACUGGGUGUAUGCCUGGGUGAUGGUGUUCGUGCUACCUAUCAAUGCUGCCAUCAAUCCGUUUCUCUACACCAUUACAGCUAUUUGGAGAAGGAGACCGAAGAAACCAACGCAGGCGAUGAGGUCGAUAAUUCCACGACUUCUGCCCUCCUGCAUUACUUGUACAAGGACCACUAGUGGAGAAUAAAACAACAUUAUAGGUCAAACUGUGUCCAUCGGUGGUCAGACAGCGUCAAUCAGGGGUCAAACACCGUCAUCAGACAGUUUCCAUCAGUGGCCAGACACCGUCCGUCAACGGUCACACAGCAUCCAUGUUGAUUUGAAUAACACGAGAUCGGAUGUAAACUUUCAGCAUCUGAAACAAAGCUGAAAAUGCAACAAUAAAAGUCACCGCACGGACAAUAUUUUUUGGAAAAAAUUGUACUUUAAUAUUGACCUUGAAGUCAAGCUCAAAUGAUCCAAAGACUGGACACUGCUCUUUGUUAUCUAGUGUAUGGAAAAGGUAUACAUACACUUUUAUUAAAACAGCAAUUUCAUGUUAGAUCUUUUCGAUUUAGCUGUUUGAUAUGAACACACAUAUAUAUAUAUGUUACUUUUCAUAUUCCGUGUAUACUUUUCGGUGUGUCAUGUGAUCAAUAAGUGGCAUAAUAGGUACAUUAAAGUACCACCAGGAAUGGACUAUCUCGUUUAUCGAACGGACAUGUGUAACCAUUUGAUCGGGUCUAGUGUCCUCACUGUAAAGUGAUUUUUUGUGUGUUUUCCCAAUUUUGGAUUAGAUGAGUACAUAUAAAUUAUAUAUGCAUUGUGUAUGGCAAAUUUGUGUGAUUCACCUUUUUUCGAUACAUUGUUGUUUUUAUUUAUUUAUUUAUUUUCUGCUUUUAACAUGAUCUUUUGUUUUUUAAAGAAUGUAAAAAGAAAACUUGAAUGAGUAGCAAUCUUGUUAUGGUAAAUUAUAUUUGAAUUUUUCCUUCCUUAGGUUUGAAAUUCCGGAUAAUUUACAUCACGAUUAAGUUCCCUAUAUACGUUAACAGUAUCUGCAAUAGCUGAGCCAGGGGAAAUAUUUAGUAACAUACCUGAACUUUUCUUUUGGAACUACAAUGACCCGAAAGUUUAAAUGCGCUCUGAAGCUUGUAUUACUAUGUACAACUAUACCUGACUGUGUGGCUAAUGAUAUGUUUUGUGAUUCUUAUCUUCUAUCCUCGUUUCUCUGGACUAUAUCUGGGCUAGAGACCAUCCUUUUGAUAGUUUUUUUUUACAGUAUAAGAUGGAAUGUGUAUCGAUUAUUUUGGCAAACUUCCAGGGGCUCAAGGAUACACUGAAAAGAAAUGAUGUCUUCUCUUAUUUGAAGGCUAAAAAUUGAAGUAAAUAUUGUUUGCAAGACACCCAUUUUAUGGCGGAAUAUCGAAACAUUAACAGAAGGUAAUUGGGUUUUGAUUGCUACUUUUAGUUCGUUUAAAUCUAAUACAGGAGUAGUUGCAAUUUUAUUUAACAUUAAUUUUGAAAUUAAGGUUGAUAACGGAGAAAAGGAUUUGUCUGGACAUUUUUUACCUUUUGAUAUUGUACCGGAUUGAUAUGAAAUGACAUAAAUUAUACCUUAUGGGCCAGAUUUUGACACUCCUACGUUUUAAUGAUACUGUAAAAGGUGAGGAGAUCUAGGAAC
Molecule: messenger RNA, 4548 nt
Organism: Pecten maximus
Lineage: Eukaryota; Metazoa; Mollusca; Bivalvia; Pectinida; Pectinidae
Product: relaxin receptor 2-like
Biological process (GO): G protein-coupled receptor signaling pathway
Cellular component (GO): membrane
Molecular function (GO): protein binding; G protein-coupled receptor activity
Source: RefSeq, a predicted model, not a curated record